AUGGCAAACGAUGUGACCAAAGAUACAUCACCCAAAUCUGAAGAUGUUUUGGAGGAUAUGUACUUAUGGAGGAGGACGAAACUGGCGUUCUCAGUUCUCUCUGUCUCAACAGCGACAUGGGUUUUGAUCAAUAUAUAUGGCUUCAGUUCUAUAACCAUUGUUUCUUGGGCAGCCAUGGCCAUCGUCUCUAUGGUCUUCCUUUGGGGGACUUUACUUCGCCUUGUCAGCAAGGUUGAACCAGACUUGUCAGGGUUAGAAAUGUCGGAGGAGUUUGUAGCAGAGACGGCUAGGUCGUGUCGGAAGCUAAUGGAAGCAAUGGUUAGAUGGAUGUUUCGGGUCGGUGCUGAGAGUGAAUGGUUUGUGUUCGCCAGAACCAUUUUAGGGUUUUGGAUUUUGUCAAAGAUAGGGAACCUCCUCGACUUCCAUACUUUUCUUCUCAUCGGCUUAGUGAUCAGCUUGAUAGUUCCGAAGUUGUGGGAGAAGAAUGGAGAUCGAAUACAAAAGUUACUGAGGAAUCUUAAAGAUAGAUCAAAUGAAGCGUACGACAACACUCGUGAGAAGAUUUGGAAGAUGAAAGAGGAGAGAGUUAAAAAAACAGAGUAA
Molecule: messenger RNA, 603 nt
Organism: Eruca vesicaria subsp. sativa (arugula)
Lineage: Eukaryota; Viridiplantae; Streptophyta; Magnoliopsida; Brassicales; Brassicaceae
Source: the annotation of a GenBank genome assembly